GGAGACUAGCCCCUACACCACUGAGCAACAAGAAAAGAUGGCCGCCUUAGUCAGAGAGARUAAGGAGAGGAAAGAGCGUGAAAAGCAAGCCAAGCUAAAGGCUAUCGCAGACGAVCAGGCGGCGAAGAUGAAGAGAUAGGAGGAGGAGAUGAAGAAAGUACAACAAGAGGAGGAAGAAAGAAGAAAAGUUGCUGAAGCAGAAGCGGCAGCAGAAGACGAGAAAAAGAGGAUGAGGAUUGAGAGUGGAGAAGGGAGUAGUAGUGGCACGAUGACGAGGGAGACAGAUACAGGGCUGGAGAAGAGGAUCAGCGAGUGGGUCGCUAAUUUAUCGUUGGGAGAAGACGAGGAGGCGGAGUCCUAUGUGACUAAGGAUGAGAAGGCUGCACUGGCCGCCGAGCUAGCAGCCAUGACAGACCCGAUGGAACGAAGAGAGAGGGAGGAGGAACAAAAGUUAGCAUGGAAGCUGAGGAUGAAGAGAGAGAAGAAGAAGAGGAGAGAGGAAGUGAACAAGAUGACCGCAGAGGUGGCAAAGGUGCAGGAGUGUAGAGCGGAGGUGCUGGCCCAACCAGACGAUAAGGCCAAGUGGGACAAAGUACUGGGGUACUUGGAGGUGUUGAGCAAAGCCUGGAUGGAGGAGCGCCAGGCGAGCUGGAGCCAGAAUGUAGCGUUGAGUGCCAUGCAGUCAGGGUUUAGAGAUUUUGCGCGCGAGUUCGUCACCCAUAUUGAGGGCGAAGUCAAGCAAUUGAGAGAUAAUGUAGGGAAGUUUUGUGAGGGCGCCAUUCAGGGUGCCAAAGCUGUAGCCGCUGCAGAGGGAGAGGCCGGACCCCGUACGGGGGGAAGAAGGAAGAGAACUUUGACAACUGGGAAGCCAGUGUCAACAGUUAUAUUUACUUGCAACAUAUCCUGAUGGAGGAGCAAGUCCUCGUGGCCUUCCAGGCCCUGAAGGACGAAGCGGCUAGCUUCGCCAGG
Chara braunii is the source of this 969-nucleotide messenger RNA. The record is from the annotation of a GenBank genome assembly. Lineage: Eukaryota; Viridiplantae; Streptophyta; Charophyceae; Charales; Characeae.